AGUCAUUUAAUCUAACCUUGUCCAUUUCGUAUGUCAAGUUUUCAAGAUCAGAGUGGUGAACAUGGUGAAGACUACGAGACAGAAGAACAGCUCCAAGCUCGCAUCCUGACCGCAGCUCUAGAGUUCGUUCCACAGCACAGCUGGACUGUGGAGGCCAUCGCAGCUGGAGCAGAGACUCUUGGCCUGUCAUCAGCUUCCACUGGGAUGUUCAACAAUGGAGCUGGAGACUUGGCCCUGCAUUUCAUCGCGCAGUGUAAUGCUCAACUUGCUGAGACACUCGCAGAGCAAAAUAACCAGGUCCAGCUUGGACAGGCAGAGUGAGUUUAAUAUUAUGAAUUAU
Messenger RNA from Sinocyclocheilus grahami, 340 nucleotides. Its product is annotated as ubiquinone biosynthesis protein COQ9, mitochondrial-like. Lineage: Eukaryota; Metazoa; Chordata; Actinopteri; Cypriniformes; Cyprinidae. The record is from RefSeq and is a predicted model, not a curated record. Bases 31 to 321 code for a protein of 96 amino acids. Gene Ontology annotation, biological process: ubiquinone biosynthetic process. Gene Ontology annotation, cellular component: mitochondrial inner membrane. Gene Ontology annotation, molecular function: lipid binding. The transcript has 2 exons.